GGCUUCAGCUGUGUCUGGGGUGCUCUGCAGCUGAGGGGGAGAAGGAGCUGGGUUCUUAGGAGUUUCCUCCGUUUCUCCUUCUGGGUCUGCUGCUGUUACUCCCGAGUCAUCCUCGUCUCAUGAGUCCUCUGACGGAGCCAUGACAAACUACUUGUUACAAAUUGCUACAUGUAGUAGCACCAUCUGAAGCUGAAACCUUGUUUAUUGGGUAACAAAUAGGAUGGGCAAAGAGGGUGGUGAAAAGGGAGAGGGCCUUUUCAGUUGUGGUUUCCCUCCUUUGGAAUAUGCUCCCCAGUGAGGUCUGCCUGGCGCCUUCAUUGACAUCUUUUUGGGACCAGGACCAGAGAUGUGUGAGAUGUGGACUUAACUGCAGCUGGUGAUGUGCUGCAGGGUUUAAGAACGUGCACGCUUUGUUGCUGGUGCCUUUGAGUACAAAGAGAAUAUGGAGGAGGGCGUAGAAUUGCCAACGGAGAGGCUGGAAGUGCAGGCAGCCGCUUCUCCUGGGAUCAGCCGGCAGAUAUCAGUCAGCGAGUUCUCUUGCCAUUGCUGUUACGAUAUUCUUGUCAAUCCCACCACCUUGAACUGUGGGCAUAGCUUCUGUAGGCAUUGCCUAGCCUUAUGGUGGACGUCUUCCAAGAAGAAUGAGUGUCCAGAAUGCAGAGAAAAAUGGGAAGGGUUCCCCAAAGUCAACAUUCUCCUCAGGGAUGCCAUCGAAAAACUGUUUCCGGAUGCCAUCGAGCAGCGGAAGGACGACAUCCAGCAAAACAGUGACGCGUCCCACAGCCUUGCCGCCUUCCAGAAAUACGGGAGCGAUCAGACGCCUGCAGCUCCAAGCGUAGGGAGAAUUAAUCCCCGAGGAGGGGGAUUUUUCUCUGGCGUGCUGACAGCUUUAACUUGUGUGGCAGUGGUUUUACUUGGCUAUCAUUGGAGCAGCCGAGAGUCGGAAGAUGAUCUCCUUGUUCACAAGCCUGUUGCCAAAUGGACUGCUGGGGAGGUGAUACACUGGCUGGGACAACUGGGACCUUGGACUUUCCUGUACAAGGAGCGGUUUUUAAAUGAGAAAGUUAAUGGGAGGCUGCUCCUGACGCUCACCGAUGAAGACUUUUUAAAGGCUCCUUACAAUGUGGAGAACAGCAGCCACAGGAAAGCCAUUAUGAUGGAACUGGAACGUGUGAAAAUGCUAGGGGUCAAACCCCCACAGAACCUUUGGGAAUACAAGGCCGUGCAUCCUGGGAAGUCGCUGUUCCUGCUGUACGCCUUGAAGAGCUCCCCUCGGCUCACCAUGCUGUAUCUGUACCUCUUUGACUACACGGACGUCUUCCUCCCCUUCAUCCACACCAUCUGCCCCAGUCAGGAGGAGGAGCUGGAGGACAUUAUUGCCAAACUGCUAGACCUGAAGGAGCCUGCGUGGAAGCAGUGGCGAGAAUUCAUUGUGAAAUAUUCUUUCCUGCCCUAUCAGCUAAUUGCUGAGUUUGCAUGGGACUGGUUGGAGGUCCAUUACUGGACGUCGCGUUUCAUCAUUGUCAAUGCCAUGUUGCUUUCCGUGUUGGAGCUGUUCUCCUUUUGGAGACUGUGGUCAAGAAGGGAGUUGAAGACAAUCCCUCACCGGAUGUGGACCCAUUUCUGGAAAGUGUCGACCCAGGGACUCCUCAUGGCCAUUUUCUGGCCCAUUAUUCCUCAGUUUGUCUGCAACUGCCUGUUCUAUUGGGCUUUGUACUUUAACCCGAUUAUAAACAUUGACCUAGUGGUGAAAGAAGUCCGUCGCUUGGAAACGCAAGUGCUUUGAUGGCGUGGUCUGCGAUCAGCUUUAGGCUGUGACGUCCUGAACCAUCUGAUGGCAGGGAGCUGACAAAAGGCAACGUUGCUUUUUUUUUUCCCCCCAUGGUGACAAAACUUGGUGAUUUUUUUUUUUAACAGCAUACCUGCUUUUGCAGAAAGUCUUCUCUUUUAAGCAGCAACAGCUUUAAAGGGAGGGAGGUACUGUUCCCAGGGAGAAGAAGAAACUAAUUUCGUUAUAAUCGGAACAUUUGUUUUUGGAUUCAUUGAAGCACCAGCCUUUGUGUGCCAUUUUGAGAGGCGUAAUAUGGGAAGCCUGACAAGAAAUCCAAGCCCUUGGGCUCUUUUCUUCAGGUCUGUCUUGUGAAAGGAGUCCUGCAUUUAACACCUUAAGUAGUUGUACUCCAAAAGACAUACUUGUCCCUUUUUAAAAUGGCUUUGAGCCUGACUCAGCCCUCUAUUUUCCACGUCCAUACAUACCUCUGGCCAUUUUUGUGAAUUUGAAGUAAUUUCUGUUGCUGUAUUAAUUUUCUAAGUCUCACUUGCCAACUGCAACUUUUUUAGACAGGAAAAAAUGACGUCCUGCAUGUAAAUACCAAUUGAUUGUGAAAUGGUGUCUUCUUUUUGGUAUGUACACGAAAUACCACCUGUGUUGCCAUAUGUUAAAUGUAUGCCAAAACAAAGAUUAGCUUUAUUUUAAAUGCUGUGUCCCUGUAAAUUAAACUUGACUCUGCAUUUGUAUUAAGAUGAUCUUCAGAUUUGCAUAUGAACAUUUUUAAGAAUUAAAACAAAAGAUUUUUCUAAUAUUUA
Rhineura floridana is the source of this 2586-nucleotide messenger RNA. It is a transcript of the gene BFAR, whose product is annotated as bifunctional apoptosis regulator. Gene Ontology annotation, biological process: proteasome-mediated ubiquitin-dependent protein catabolic process. Lineage: Eukaryota; Metazoa; Chordata; Lepidosauria; Squamata; Rhineuridae. Bases 443 to 1786 code for a protein of 447 amino acids. Gene Ontology annotation, cellular component: nucleus. The transcript has 9 exons. Gene Ontology annotation, molecular function: ubiquitin protein ligase activity; protein binding. The record is from RefSeq and is a predicted model, not a curated record.